Molecule: messenger RNA, 3034 nt
Organism: Ruditapes philippinarum (Manila clam)
Lineage: Eukaryota; Metazoa; Mollusca; Bivalvia; Venerida; Veneridae
Exons: 2
Coding region: 1020-1754 (244 amino acids)
Source: RefSeq, a predicted model, not a curated record
GGAUACUGAGUAUGGGUUAAAAUGCACCAUAAAUAAUCCCUUUAAACUGGUAUUUAGAACAUGAAAAGUACAUUUGAAUAUAAUGUACACAUAAACUACAUAAAUUAACGAGCAAAUAAAAUAGUUGGUAUUCAUAUAAACAUUAUCACGAUUCACAUUAAGCAAAUAAUCUGAACGAAAAAAAAACUGUUAUAUUUGAAAGAUACUGUUUUAUUUUAAACAAAUUAAUUUCUACUGUGAUGGUGAAAACUUGCAAGUUUUUUUGAAACCACUUUUUGAAACGAGUCAGUUACUUGGAACUAACCAGUACUGGUGUCAUUUGAGGAAUCAAUGAUCCCUGGGUUGAGAGGCAUACAACUUAACAAGGACAUCGCCCCACAUGGCAAAAGAGAAAAAAGGAAUUGCUGUCAAUAAUUGCGAAACUUUAUUGCGAGCAUAAGCGCCACUGUGCACCACUUCACAUGAUGUAGAUUCGUAUACCCACUGUCACCGUCGAGAGCCAUAGUAAACAUUCCGUAUAUACAUACUUUAUAACGAUACCGGUAAAUAGUCUGGAUUACCAAGACUGACCCACUGUGGAAUGGUCAAACCCACAAUUGAUGUCUGGAUAAAAUGUCACACACCUUUACCAUUGGUUCACCUCUACCCUAUGUUCGAACGCACCGCUACCCUUUGUUCGAACGUGGCCAUAAUAAAAAAAAUAAACAAUGGUAUGAAGAUUGAAAGUCGCACUUGAGUAUAUUGACACCUUAAAAAUGUGUGCACAGUAAUAUAAUGAAGUAAUCUGUUUCAUACAAUUUCAAAAUUUUAAUCCUUUAAUACCCUUAAGUUGAAGGAGUGUGCACCUAUGUUUAUUGUAGAAGAGGAAAACAGCAUGUUUGACACGUAAUCCGGUUAAACUUGUACCAGAACGGCUUUAACUUCGACAUAACUUACAAAUUAUUUAUAGUGAAUAUCAAAACGUAUUCGGAACACUAAUAUGGAGAACUAGAAGCGUACAAAAAAGUAAACUUAUCACAAUGGCUUGGCACAAACAAAAACAAUAUGACCCAACAGAGGCAUUUCUUCAGAAUGAACGACAACAAAAGGUUUUAGACGUUCAGUUACAAAAGAUUGAUAAACUUUGGUAUAACCAACUUAGGGUGUUAUCCCGUAAUCGACUGGAAACUACGUCUGAGCUUGUAAGAUUGGAAGAUGAGAAAAGUCAACUACAAUAUUUUGAUGAGACUAUUGACGUUCAUAAGUUAAAGGAUUACACAGAUGAAUGCAUACUAAAUAUGAAACAACUGAACAGAGAGCUCACCCAUGACAAUUUUAACUUCGAAAACACAGGUGCUAUUCAUACCAAAAGAAUCCUACAUGCAAUGAAUCUACCCAAACUAGAAGGCAAUUGUAUAAUUUCUCAAUCAUAUAGAUAUAGCAAAAAAUCAAAGAAACCAGAACAAAAGAAAACGAGAAAAAGAAGAAAGUCUAAUUUGUUCAAGUCGAAGAUAUUUAGCGUAUCAGACUCUAAUUUAGACAAAGUGUCUAAGUACAAACAGGAAAACAAUGAGAGCGAUGUAUUUCAUGCUGAGAGUGAAACAAAACUAGAGAUUAACGACACACAGAAAACUGUGUUUCCGAACAUUUCCAGCAAAUUGAAAGUCACCAAGACAAAUGAACAGCACAGAUACUUAAAGCAAAAAAUGGCGACAGCUUUGGUGCUACCAACAGUGAAGGAAGUGUGCCCUCGACAACGAAAGUUAAGCAUUUGAUGAAAAGACUCAGAUUCAAUGGUUUACAUAUUGAUAAAACUUUAUCAUUUUUUCCUGUGAUUUUCAAGACGAUGAAUCGUUAUAAUUACUGUAAUAAAAACAAUUUUAAAAUACCUUCACAUGAGAAAAUACGAUGAAGGUGUAGGCUAUAGACUUCUGCCUAAUUCAAACAUUUUUGUUUCUCAUUUUUGUUGUUCGGUGUGAGCCGGGUUAAAGAUACACAGGGAUAUGACACGGACAUGGACACUUUUAGAAUAUCAUCAAUUGUAGAGGCGUGCAGAUGGCGACGUUUGGUGGUCAUGGUCUAUAUAGAAGCGCCGAUUCGCUGCCGAAUUACAAUGAUUUUUCUUUAUCUCUGGAGCGACUAACUAAAAUUCAAAAAUAAAAAUAUCAACGAAUUGGUGACAUUUUUAUAUACAAGACAUUGGUCAUCAAAGCUUUUAAAUUUAAUGUUCAGUUUACACAGCACUUAUUCCUGUUCUGAAUUAAAAAAAAUAUUUCUUCAUGAUUAAUAUGCGAAAUCUUUAUGUUUGAAAAUAAAAUUUCGAAACUAAUUAUCAUUUUAAGAAUUAUUUGUAAGUAGUAAAGUCCAUUUGUACUGUAUUUAAAACAUGAUAUAAUAUGACUUUAGUUCAGGCCUUGAUAUAUGUGAUUAUUGGUUAUAACAGACAACUGUUGGCAUCUUCUAUCAUUUGUCACUUUUUAAUAUAAUUAUAUUAACUUUUUACAGUAAAACUAAUUUGUUUACUUGUUUGCCAUUUCUUUUUAAAUGUAACAUUGCUGAAUAUGAAUGAAUACUUAUUGUUUUAAUAAACAUCAAAUUUCAAUAUUUGUAUCAAAUUUUAGUAUUUUUAUUAUCAUAGUUACAAAAAAUCGUGAUUCAAAAUUGUUUAUGUGGAAAGCCAGUAAGUCGAUUAGCGCCAUUAAGGAUAGUUUGUUACACGCGUAUAAGUUUAAUCGUCAACGAAUUCACCGUGCAUAUCUAGUAACGAAUCAUGCAGGAAUGUGCAAUUAUCGUAAAAGUUACGCCGAAUCUGUGCAACGGUAUUGCCAAAAUGAAGAACACAGUAAGUAAACAAACCAAACUAUCUUAUUCUAAGUUUAAUUAAAAGAAAUGAAUUAGCGCAUACGGCUGCUAUGACAUUAUAUAUAUUUUAACCAGCAUUACAAUUUACCUUUUUAGAUCAUUCGUGAGAAAGACAACCUGAUUACUGUUUUGAAGGUGACUUUUGUGUUUCGUCAAAUAAAUAUGUACAUUUAACACGUUUAAAACUUCAUUU